Molecule: messenger RNA, 620 nt
Organism: Setaria italica (foxtail millet)
Lineage: Eukaryota; Viridiplantae; Streptophyta; Magnoliopsida; Poales; Poaceae
Product: small ubiquitin-related modifier 1-like
Biological process (GO): protein sumoylation
Cellular component (GO): nucleus
Molecular function (GO): ubiquitin-like protein ligase binding; protein tag activity
Source: RefSeq, a predicted model, not a curated record
GCCGGCGCAUCACAGAGCCCCACCCGCAACCCGCUCCGGCCGCCACCAAUCGAUCGCCGGAAUCCGCCGCGAAAUCUGACGGCCGCUGCGCUCGGAGCCCUUCGACGACGAUGUCGGGAAACGGAGAGGAGGACAAGAAGCCGGCGGAGGGCGGCGCCCACAUCAACCUCAAGGUUAAGGGACAGGAUGGCAACGAGGUGUUCUUCCGCAUCAAGAGGUCCACCCAGCUGAAGAAGCUUCCUCUUCUUCUACGAUCCACCCUGCACAAUGCCAUUGCAUUCCUUUUUGAUGGCCGCAGGCUUCGCGGUGAGCAGACCCCUGAUGAGCUGGAGAUGGAGGACGGCGACGAGAUCGACGCCAUGCUUCACCAGACCGGAGGCUACGUGCCUAGCGCUUAGAAGCCCCCUGUUGCGGCCUCCUUUUGCAGCGCUGCCGUGCGCUCUACCUUCCUCCGUAGUGAAACUAAAGAAGUCUCGAGAGGCAACUUGUGAGGCUCUGGCUCUCCGUGUGCCAUUGCUGAAGGACAUCAGUAGUCUUGUUUAGUAAGAAAUUCGAUACUCUGGCGUGUUGUGACUCGUUUAUCUAUCCCCUAAUAUAUCUUGCCCUGUGUGUACUCCCAA